CUAAAAUCGUAAAGUUCUAAAGCGGUUUUUCAUCAAUUUUCAAGCAAUCGAGAAAAAAGCAAUGGCGUCAGACAAACAAAAGGCGGAGAGAGCCGAGGUUGCGGCGAGGCUAGCGGCUGAGGACUUGCAUGACAUUAACAAAUCCGGUGGUGCUGAUGUCACAAUGUAUAAGGUGACGGAGAGAACAACUGAACAUCCACCGGAGCAAGAUAGGCCCGGUGUGAUAGGAUCAGUGUUCAGGGCUGUCCAAGGAACGUAUGAGCAUGCGAGAGACGCUGUAGUUGGAAAAACCCACGAAGCGGCUGAGUCUACCAAAGAAGGAGCUCAGAUAGCUUCAGAGAAAGCGGUUGGAGCAAAGGACGCAACCGUCGAGAAAGCUAAGGAAACCGCUGAUUAUACUGCGGAGAAGGUGGGUGAGUAUAAAGACUAUACGGUUGAUAAAGCUAAAGAGGCUAAGGACACAACUGCAGAGAAGGCGAAGGAGACUGCUAAUUAUACUGCGGAUAAGGCGGUGGAAGCAAAGGAUAAGACGGCGGAGAAGAUUGGUGAGUACAAAGACUAUGCGGUGGAUAAGGCAGUAGAAGCUAAAGAUAAGACAGCGGAGAAGGCGAAGGAGACUGCGAAUUAUACGGCGGAUAAGGCUAAAGAGGCUAAGGACAAGACGGCUGAGAAGGUUGGUGAGUAUAAGGAUUACACGGUGGACAAGGCCGUGGAAGCUAGGGAUUACACAGCGGAGAAGGCUAUUGAAGCAAAGGAUAAGACAGCUGAGAAGACUGGAGAGUAUAAGGACUAUACGGUGGAGAAGGCGACGGAGGGGAAAGAUGUUACGGUGAGUAAGCUAGGAGAGCUGAAGGAUAGUGCCGUUGAGACAGCGAAGAGAGCUAUGGGUUUCUUGUCGGGGAAGACAGAGGAGGCCAAAGGAAAAGCUGUGGAGACCAAAGAUACUGCCAAGGAAAACAUGGAGAAAGCUGGAGAAGUAACAAGACAAAAGAUGGAGGAAAUGAGAUUGGAAGGUAAAGAGCUCAAAGAAGAAGCUGGAGCAAAAGCCCAAGAGGCAUCUCAAAAGACUAGGGAGAGUACUGAGUCGGGAGCUCAAAAAGCCGAAGAGACCAAAGAUUCUGCUGCCGUGAGGUAAAUGAUGAAAUGCCAGUUAUAUCUUGUCAUGUUCUUCAAGUUUAAAGGUGACUGUGAAACUCUUUGUUUUGUUUUUUGAUGUGAUUAAAUCAUGCAGGGGAAAUGAAGCGAAAGGGACUAUUUUUGGUGCAUUAGGGAAUGUAACGGAAGCAAUAAAGAGCAAACUGACAAUGCCAUCAGACAUUGUGGAGGAAACACGCGCGGCACGUGAGCAUGGAGGGACGGGUAGGACUGUGGUUGAAGUCAAGGUCGAGGAUUCAAAGCCGGGUAAGGUGGCGACUUCACUGAAGGCGUCGGAUCAAAUGACCGGUCAAACAUUCAACGACGUUGGACGGAUGGAUGAUGAUGCUCGGAAAGAUAAGGGAAAGCUGUGAGAAUACUAGAAAAAUGACAAUGUUUUUUGGGCCUUUUGUUCUGGAUGAAUAUCUCUGUUGUUUUUUGGGCCUUUUGUUUUGGAUACGUCUGUUAUAGCAGAUAACGUUUUCUGAUAGUUUCUAUGUUUGUAUUCUUGUUUUGGAAUAGGAAAGCUUUCUUCAGUUAAGAGGAUUGGUUACUAUGC
Messenger RNA from Arabidopsis thaliana (thale cress), 1693 nucleotides. It is a transcript of the gene ECP63, whose product is annotated as embryonic cell protein 63. The transcript has 2 exons. Bases 62 to 1135 code for a protein of 357 amino acids. The record is from RefSeq and is marked reviewed. NCBI's taxonomy places the organism in Eukaryota, Viridiplantae, Streptophyta, Magnoliopsida, Brassicales, Brassicaceae.